Arabidopsis arenosa is the source of this 2050-nucleotide messenger RNA. NCBI's taxonomy places the organism in Eukaryota, Viridiplantae, Streptophyta, Magnoliopsida, Brassicales, Brassicaceae. The record is from the annotation of a GenBank genome assembly.
UUGUUGGGUGGACAAAGUCAUGCAAAAGCAAAACAACCGGCGAGUCUUUUUCUACCCGAUCAGUUUCUCACCGCGCUUCCAUUCAAAUUCCGCAAGCCAUUUUUCCAUAACACUAGACACUUUCCGACGAGAUAUUUACCGUCCGAUCACCGGGAAAGAACGACUAUUCGGACAGACAUCACUAGGUCUGCCACUUCAACUCAAAUUCGAGAUCCCUUCAGAGUUUCUAGCCACCUCCGACUUAGAAACAUGCCGUCGACACGUGUCUUUUGUUUUAGCGGAUGUUGAGCCAAGGAUCCGGGAGAUUCUGGUUUUGUACGGCAUUCAACUGAUCGGAGAAAGUAGAGGAAGAGCUUUCGAGCUCAAAGCUGAUGCGGAAGAUGUUGAAUAUCACUUGAUGGAAGAAAGUAAAAGCUGGACUACUUGUAUCCCGGCCAAAUCGAUUAAUCCGGUCAACGAAUGUACUAUAUGCCUUGAGGAUUUAUGCGACGACGAAGAAUCUAUAGAGACACAUGAUUGUUGUCAUUCACGUGACCAUUAUAGAUUAUCCACGUGUUGUCAAUCUGUCUCUUUUACGAGGGCGAGCGAGUCGCCGCCGUCAGAAGCUUCCUUUCCGCUGUCUGAAUCGGUUAUGGAGGACGUGCUAGCCACGGCAGAGGGAGAGGUUUUAGUAAAGCUGGUGAAGUUAGCGCAAAAGCUAGGUUUAAAAGGCAAACACGGAUCAUGGAAGGAGUUUUUAGAUUUUUACGACAAACAGCUAGGUUCUUCGAGCUUGAGUGAUCCUUCAAAGCGGCGCAAAGAUGAUUUGGUCGCUUUUCUUACUACACUCAAGAAGAAAGAAGAUUUACAGCUGUUGGCUAGAGCUCUGAAACUUGACAAUGAUGUUUUUGAGAAAUUCAGAAAGAAAUCUCCGGAUGAGACCACUGAGCAGAGGCUAGUUCGAAUGACUCUUACGCAUGAUGAGUACCCAUUAGACUAUUUGUUCCCAUCUAACGCCCAGGAUUGGGUUAUAACAGGGCUUGGGAAGAAAAAGAUGGAACCAACCAAGAUCGAAAUGAUUGCCAUUGAUUGUGAGAUGGUUCUUUGUGAAGAUGGGAGUGAAGCUGUUGUUAGAGUUGCUGCAGUUGACCGUGAUUUAAAGGUGAUUCUUGACGAAUUUGUGAAACCGAAUCAACCAGUUGUUGACUAUAGGACAUUCAUUACUGGACUUACUGCUAAAGAUCUUGAAAAGGCUACUCUAUCUGUGGUAGAUAUACAGGAAAAAUUGCUGAUGUUUCUCUCUGAGGAUACAAUUUUGGUAGGUCAAAGUUUGAACCAUGAUCUAAAAGUAUUGAAGAUGGAUCAUGCCAGAGUAAUAGAUACUUCACUUGUGUUUAAGUAUAACUAUGACGGUACAAGAAAGCCGUUAAGACUUAAAAGACCUUCUUUGAAUUAUCUGUGCAAGUGUAUAUUGGGAUAUGAAGUGCAGAAAGAAGGUGUUCCCCACAACUGUGUUCAUGAUGCAGAAGCUGCGAUGAAACUUGUACUUGCUAUACUAGAUAAUGGAGUCGAGACCUCUGUUCCACUAUCUAAAGAGAUGUUGGAAGCUGAGAAGUCAAAGCUCUACCUUCAUAGAAUCCCUUGCAAUGUUCCAUAUGAAAAGUUAAAUGGAGUCGUUUCCAGGGAUAUCCCACAUGAAGUUAAGCCAUCGAAAAAACAAGAUCGUCACUACUAUAACGCGACUGUUGUUUUUAAAAGUCCAGAAGAAGCAAAUCAAGCAUUUGAAAACAUUGCUGGAGACUUGGGAAAGGAUUCGACGGGUUUGUCACAGAAACAGGUCUUUCUAGAGCCGAAUUCUUCAGAACCUAGAUUAUAUGUUCUCGUUCGUAAAAUGGUCGAAGAUGAUUUGGUUGGGGAAAUCACUGCAGAGGAGAAGAAUGCGAGUUCUAAGAAACGGAAGAGAGAAUUUCAUUCUAAAUAGACCAGUGAGAGACGCAGAUGUAAACCAUUGUCUAGAAGAAAACAGAGAAGCAAUGUGAAACGAAGAAGAUAAUAUAAAGGAAAAUCAAGA